This is a messenger RNA of Dermatophagoides pteronyssinus (European house dust mite), 5443 nucleotides long. RefSeq names its product low-density lipoprotein receptor-related protein 6-like. The record is from RefSeq and is a predicted model, not a curated record. Gene Ontology annotation, molecular function: calcium ion binding; protein binding. NCBI's taxonomy places the organism in Eukaryota, Metazoa, Arthropoda, Arachnida, Sarcoptiformes, Pyroglyphidae.
CAUCAGAAUAUAAGAAUGUCGACGAAAAAAAAGUGCAACUUUUUACAUCAACAUUGUUCAUCGAUGAUUCCUAUCAAAUAUCAUCAAAUUAUUAAUAAUGAUAAUAGAAAUUUUUUAGAUCCAUUCACUAAUCGUAAUGUGAUUCCUUAUUAUCACAAGUUUUUUAUGUUGUUGUUGUUGUUGUUUCAAAUUUUGUUGAUAAAUUUUAUCUGUACAUAUCAUAAUGUAAAUUGUUCAUCAAUAAUAGUCGCUAAUCGUAAAGAUAUUCGUAAAUUAGAUGAAUCAGCAUUCAAUAGAAAUCUAUCACAUCAUUAUCAUAAAAAAUUAUACGAUGCUCCAAUACUUAUUGAUCAACUUGAAGAUGCAAUUGCAUUAGAUUUUGAUUAUGAACAAAAUCUAUUAUUUUGGACUGAUCGUGGUUUAGAAUCAAUAAAAUAUUUAAAUCUAACUGAUCGUCAUAUAUUUGAUGUUGCUAAUACUGGUAUUGAAUCACCUGAAUCAUUAGCAUGUGAUUGGAUAACAAAAAAACUUUAUUGGCUUGAUUCGGAUAUUAAUAAUUUAGUUGUUAGUAAUUAUGAUGGUACACAACGUAAUGUUUUGGUUUGGAAAAAUAUGGAUAAUCCUCGUACAAUUGUUCUUGUUCCUAGUGAAGGUUUCAUGUUUUGGUCUGAUUGGGGACAUACACCCAAGAUUGAAAAAGUUUCAAUGGAUGGUAAUGAAUCAACUAGAAAAAUUAUCAUCAGUAAAAAUAUUUAUUGGCCAAAUGCAUUAGCUGUUGAUUAUAAAUCUAAACGAUUAUAUUUUGCCGAUGCAAAAUUUGGCUACAUUUCUUCAUGUGAUUUUGAUGGAGAAAAUCUAAAAGAAAUUGUAUCAAAUGUAUCGAAUAUAUUUGCAUUAACAAUGAAUAAUAAUAUGCUAUAUUGGACUGAAAUGCCAAAUGAUAUGCAAAAUAAUCGAUUCUAUCGAAAUGGUUUGUAUUAUUUUGAUAUGGAAACCGGCAUUGUAAAUACGCCGAAUCUGAAUCCUGAAUCACGAUUAUCUCCACUUGGCAUUACUGUAUUCAGUUCAUCUCGACAGCCAAAAUCUUUUAAUCCUUGUGAUCGAAAUAACGGUGGUUGUUCACAUUUAUGUUUAUUAUCAUCAGCUAGUCCUUCACAUUAUUCUUGUGCUUGUCCGACCGGUGUCAUAUUAAAAUCGGAUGGUCGAACAUGUCAUUCAAGUGCACAAAAAUUUUUGCUAUUAGCACGUCGAUUCGAUAUUCGUAUAAUUUCAUUGGAUACUGCCGAUUAUACACAUGUUGUAUUACCGAUACGUAACAUGAAGAAUACUAUUACUCUGGAUUAUGAUCCAGUGGAAGACAAAGUUUAUUGGACCGAUGAUGAAUUAAGAACGAUCAAAUGGGCCACUCUUAAUGGAUCACAUCAAGAAACAAUCAUAUCAACAGAAUUAAUGCACACCGAUGGCUUGGCUAUCGAUUGGAUUGCUCGUAAUAUUUACUGGACAGAUUCGGCCAUUGAUCGUAUAGAAGUUGCACGACUAGAUGGUUCUUUUCGAAAGGUUCUUAUCAAUGAAAACAUGGAUCAACCACGUGCUAUUGCAGUUCAUCCAUUCGAAGGACUGAUGUUUUGGACGGAUUGGGGCCAGACACCAAAAGUUGAACGAGCUGCUUUAGAUGGAUCAAAUCGAAUUGCCAUCGUAAAUUCAUCUCUGAUCUGGCCAAAUGGUCUUGCUAUCGAUUUUGAAUUAUCACGAAUUUAUUGGUGUGAUGCUAAACAAAAAACAAUCGAAUCGGCUCGUUUCGAUGGAUCCGAUCGAAAAACCAUAGCAUCAUUUGAUGGUUCUCAUAUGUUUGGUUUUUCCAUGAUCGAUGAAUGGAUUUAUUGGACAGACUGGACACUUCGAACAAUCGAACGAGUACAUAAAAUGACUGGCCAUGGCCAUUCUGUUAUAGUUGAAAAUUUGUCCGAUUUAAUGGGUCUUAAAGCAGUUGGACAACAAUUUACCGAUACUAAUGAUUGCAUUGCACCAUCUAAUGGUAAUUGUUCACAUUUUUGUUUUAAUCGUCCUCAUCAACAAUACGUUUGUGCUUGUUCGGAUGGAUUCGAAUUGAAUGAAGAUGGACGAACAUGUAUUAAAUCUUCUUCGUAUUUUUAUAUUCUUCGUCAUAACGAUACGACAAAAAUUUCUUUAAAAACCAAAAACAAAAUUUCAUUGCCCAUUAAUGAUAUGCAUUGGGCUUCAUCAUUCGAUAUUGACAUUGGUAGCAAUCAUAUCUAUUGGGUCGAUAAUAGAGAUCGAAUAAUAUAUCGAUCUUCAAUGAACGCAUCAAAAUCUGAAAUACUUGUUCAAACUGGACUUGGCAAUUCUAUUAAUUUGGCUCUUGAUUGGAUAAGCAAAAAUCUUUAUUGGAUAGAUGUAGAAUUUCGACGUAUAGAAGUGGCCAAAUCAAAUGGUUCUUUUCGUAGAGUUUUAUUUUAUGAUCGUUCACGACAACCAAAUUCAUUGGUUGUCGAUCCAAUCGAUAGUCAUUUAUUUUGGAGUGAUUGGUCAAACAAUGGUCGAAUAGUUUCAUCAUUUCUUGAUGGUAACAAACGAAAAAAUAUUAUUGAUUCGGUUGGAAAAGCUAUUGGAUUAACCAUUGAUUUUUAUUCAAAACGAUUAUUUUGGAUCAGUUAUGAUAAAAUCAUGUCAUCCAAUUAUAAUGGAACUAAAAAAUCAUCAAUUAAUUUAGAUCUCGCUGUACCAAUUACUAAACCUAUUAGUCUGGCUAUUGAUGAAGAUUUUGUAUAUUUUCUUAAUCCAGAUUCAAAAACAUUAGAAUUUGUUAACAAAAAUCAAGAAGAAGAAUAUCUUCGACCAAAUAUUUGGACCAAAGAUGAUCUAUUCUCAAUGGCUAAUCAAUUAUUAAUCACUGAUAUUAGUAUUCAUAAAGGAUGGAAUAUGUGUUCAGAUCAGACUAAUAAAUGUGAACAUUUAUGUUUUAUCAAAACAAAAACUUCACAAAAACAUCGACAUCAAGAUCCAUAUUGUAGUUGUGCAUCACAUUAUACUUUGGAUACACAUGAUUUUAAACGAUGUUUACCUCCCGAAAAAUUUCUUCUAUUCAGUCAAAAGAAUUUAAUCAUGAGAUUUUUAUUCGAUCCUAAAACAACAUCCGGUGAUUUUCAGGACAUUAUUUUACCCAUACAAAAUCUUAAAAAUGUUAAAACAUUAGCAUUUGAUCAAUUGGAUCAUUUUAUUUAUUGGAUCGAUGGUAAAUCAAUCAAACGUACUAGUGUAAAUGGUCUUGGUCCUAUUGAAACAUUAUUAUAUUCUCAUCAAUCUGUUCAACCAGUCGAUUUAGUUAUUGAUCCAUAUGCCAGAAUACUUUUCUGGACAUGUAACAUUACUAAUUCAAUUAAUGCAACACGUAUUAUUGGAAAACCAAUUAUGGUUGGUUCUAUUCAUCAUAAUCCACAGGAUCGACCUCGUUUAUUGGCUUAUCAUCUAAGAACAAAUACUUUAUUUUGGACAAAUCACAUUGGUUAUUCACAAAUAAGAAAAAUAUCAUUAAUUCCAUUAAUGAAAAAAACAACUGUUAUUAAAGAUCUACGAUUUGAAGUGACAGCCAUUGCUGUUGAUCAAGAAAUGGAUCUACUCAUCUGGUUUGUUUCACUAAUGAAUCAAAUCGAAUACAGCACUCUUGAAGGUUAUUCUCGUCAGGUAUUGUAUAGAGAAGAUAGCCUUUAUCCGAUCUCUAUGGCUGCUUAUGAUCGUUAUUUGUUCUGGAUUGAACGUGAUAAAAAAUCUGUAAUGAAAUUACCGUUAGAUCUUAAUGAUGGAAAUAAUAAACAAACCAUAUUCAUCAAGGACCAUCCAUUGACUGAUAUAAUAGCUGUGCCUCAAAUGUCUAAAUUUUCAUCGGAUUUAUAUUGCAGUAGAGAAAAUGGUGGAUGUUCACAUUUUUGUUUUAUUUCAAAUCAUUCGUUCGAAUGUGCCUGUCCUCAAGGUUUAAUGCUAUCGGAUGGUGAAACAGCUCGUGAUUGUGUAGAUGUUAUUGAAUGUACAAGAGGAGAAUAUCAAUGUCAUACUGGAAAAUGUAUAUCGGGAUCAUUACGUUGCAAUAAAAUUUCCGAUUGUCCCGAUUCAUCCGAUGAAAUGGAUUGUCCGAUUUGUACAACAAAUCAAACAAUUUGUUAUAAUCAUGAAGAAUUGUUUUGUCUGGAAAAAUGGCAAUUAUGUGAUGGUAUUAAUGAUUGUGUGGAUGGAUUCGAUGAAAUAUGCUGUAAUCAUGAAUAUGAAUUUCGUUGUAAUAGUAAUAAUUGUAUUACUAAUCAACAACUUUGUGAUGGAAAACGAGAUUGUUUAGAUGGUGAAGAUGAACAACCGGAUCGAUGCAAUAUUGGCCAAAAAAAUCCAUCGAAUCAAAUGCCAAUUCGUCCAUUUAGUUCUAGUUUAAUAUUUUUGAUCAUAAUUUUGGCCAUUAUCAUUUUCAUAUAUUCAUAUUAUCAAUGUCGCCGAUAUAAUAAUUCUAACCAUGAUGAUAAAGAUAUUGGAAAUGGUGUAAACGAUAUUUUAAUGACUGAACGUUAUUCAGUAUCUGGAUCUGGAACAGCUGGUCGUGGAAAUAUUAUCAACAACAACCGUAAUCCUCAUAAAAAACAUCAAAUAAAUGGAUUCGUUAAUACUAAUCUUAACGGUAAUGGUAAACUUGAUUGUAAUACAUUGACAACAACUACGACAACAAUUUCAGGUCUAGAUACAUUACAAAACGAUAUGAAAAAUGUUCUAAGCAAUUCAUCUAAUGCUAACAAUAUGACUACAAUUAAUCCAUCAUCAAUUCUAUUGACACAAACUGAAUCAUUGAUUGAACGAAAUGUUACCGGAGCAUCCAGUACAAGUUCAUCAGCAAAUAUUGCUGCCUAUGCACAAGCAAUCAAUCCACCACCUAGUCCUGCAACACAACGAUCUCAAUGUUCAACAUUAUCAUCAUCAUUGUUUGUAACUCGACCACGACCAGGUCGUAGUAAAAACAAUGGUAUGUUCGGUAAUAGUGUUAGUAAAAAUCGUAAAAAACCAGGUAAAAAUAAGAAUAAAUGGAAUAACAAAUUAUCGAAUCGUGGUCCACCGCCUACGCCAUGCAGUACAGAUGUUUAUGAAGAUAUUGAACCAUCUACAAUCAAAUAUGUUUAUUAUGAUAAUAAUCAAACGGAAAUCGAUGAAUAUGAUUAUAAACCACCACCGCCAACACCUCGUUAUUUUUCCGAUCCAAGUUGUCCACCAUCUCCGGUUACUGAACGUAGCUAUUGUAAUCCUUAUCCACCACCACCAUCACCAGUUCAAGAUUAUGAAUAAAUGGUGAUAAUUUCAUGUAAAUAAUCAAUUUUUUUUAAUCUGUAUAUUUUGUUAACUUUUUAAUUUAUUUUCCCGAAAUAAAAAAAAUUGUCUAAAUAUUCUAAGAAUA